Messenger RNA from Saitoella complicata NRRL Y-17804, 4737 nucleotides. RefSeq lists its product as uncharacterized. The transcript has a single exon. The coding region runs from base 1 to 4737 and encodes 1578 amino acids. The record is from RefSeq and is a predicted model, not a curated record. NCBI's taxonomy places the organism in Eukaryota, Fungi, Ascomycota, Saitoellomycetes, Saitoellales, Saitoellaceae.
AUGGAUCAGUCACAUCACGCUCAAGGUUCUGCUGCGUCAAGAAGAGAAAGAAGAGCGAUCGUAUCUCAAGCGCGUCGUGGUCAAACCCAACCUGAUCGUGACGACGGAGAGUACGGGGGCUACGACUCCGAUACCUCUACGGAUUCGCUAGAUAGGGAACGCCUCGACCCGGAUGUCCCACCCAUAGAAUGGUGCGAAUGCACCUCCUGCCCCGGCGAAUACUUCCUGACCCCCGACUCCAUAACCACCCACCUCUCCUCCUCCCUCCAUCUCUCCAAUACCGCCCUCAUCGCGCGCGGCCUCCCUCCCACCCCGCGCUCCCGUCCAGAAGAAGAAAUACCUGAUAAUAUGCCGGAAUUACAGCAAUGCGCCGCUUGUCCAUUUUGGUUGGGCAGGAAAGACGAUGUUGGAGAGCAUUUGGAGAGUGAGGGGCAUAGGAAGAGGGUUGAAGUGUGGAGUGGGAUGGGGGAGGCGGAGAGAGAGAGGGUGUUUCAUUGUAGGGAGGCGUUUGUUGCCAGGGCGAAUUUGUUUCUGGAUUUUGUGGAGAGGCAGAAAAAGAUCAACAGGAGAGCGGAGCGGGAAGCAAUACGGGAGAGAGAAGCACGAGAACGACGACGAAGGACGACACCACCGAAGGAACCGGAGGAGCCGGAUGCGGAUGCGGCGAGAGCGGCGGAGGAGCGUGCUUUGAAAAAGAAAGCAAAGAAAGAGGAAAAGAACGAAAAACGGCGUGCCCGCAAAGAGGCAAAGCAAGCCCGCCAGAACGGCGACAUUCAAACUGUGCAAUCCACGGUCCAAGUGGAGGAAGCCAUGGAAAUCGACGACGCUGCCAUCACAGCUAUGUUCUUCGAAGAAGAGGUACAAGAGGCUGCUGCGUAUGUGGCGGAGGAACCAGAGGAUGAGGCGGAUAUGGCUUAUUCACCUCCACCACCACAACCUCUUGAACUUUCUGAGCGUACGAUCGAGAUGGCUUAUUCGCCUCCUCCACCGCGACCACUUGUGAAACUGUCUGAGCGUACCCUGGAGAAGCGGGUGGAGGAGUUUGAUGAGGAGGCUAUUGAUUUGGCUCUUUAUGGUCCGGAUGAUGGGGACGUGCAGAUGGGCGAGGUGACUGACGUUCGGAAGCCAGUAUCAAAUGGCACCCCCGAAGCCGCCGUCAACGGGACAGGCGUCAUCAAACCCGCCUCGCCCGGCGAUGAGGAAGAUGACGAUCGCUACUCCCCUCCACCUCCAGACAUGCCCAUCUACGACGCCCACGUCGCACGGUUGGAAGAGGCGAUGCAACGCCGCCUACAAGCCUUAGAUUCCCCAGAACAUGCCAAACCCGAUCCAACGGACCUCGACGACGAGAAACCUCCAGCGGGUCCCCCCGAUUUCCUGGCAGCGGUGGGAAUGCCCCCACCUCUCAUCCAAUGCAAAAUACUCCCGAAAAAGAGCAAGGCCGAGAGGAGACGUGAGAAGGCUCUUAGGAAUGCGGAGAGGCUCGCUGGGGCGAGUUUGUCUUUGGAGGAUAUUUAUGGGGAGAUAGCUGAUGUUGCUCUGAGUCCGGGUUUGGGGCCGGAGAGUCCGCUUAGUCCGAUGGGUUCGAGGAAGAGGACGGGGGAGGAGGCGGGGUUUCCACAGACACCGAAACCGGCUGGACCGGGAUCGGAUGGCAGCAAGAUGACCCGACGUUCGGUCGUUGGGUAUGAGUCUAAGUCUGGGAGCAAGUCUGAUGUGUAUAAUCCUAGUCGGAGACCGGUGCCGAUUACUAGCAAGGAAUGGAAGCCGGCGCCGACGGGUGGUUCUUCGCAGCAGAGGAUUGUGUCGGUCUCUAGGCAUGCGGUUCAGGCUAGUACGCCCAACCAGAGAGCGGCGAACACUGCUGGAGAGCGUGAGCGGGCCACUCCAAAGCGCACUCUUGUUUCAGUACCUGUUGCUAAGAAGUCUGUGAAUGCUCAGAAUAGCUUGGAUCUUUCCAGGCAGUUCUUCAACCCCCAGGAAAGCCUGAGGCAGGUACUGCAGAACUCGAUCCUUUCAAUGCAAUCCCUUCGGACGACCCUUCGUAUGCCGGAGAAGCUUGAGCUUGUCAAGCGGAUGGAGGUCGAGUUGGGGUUGAUUGGGGAUGCGGAGUUGAUGGCUAUGUUGAAAGGGGAGGUACCCGAGCAAACGCUGGCGUUGGCUAAUGAGUUGUUUCCGGAGGAUGCAGUGGGUAAGAACGACGGUGAGAUGACACCGCUGACACCGACGGUGCCGAUCUCGAUGGGACGGAUGACGUUGCAGGAUGCUGUGAUGAGUGAAGCUGUACAGGCUGUUGCCGCUGAUGAUGCUGUCGUUGCUAACGAGGCUCCCCAGAACGUCACGAGUGACAUGAACCAGCCUGCGCCAGGUGUAGAAGUCGAGGAAAAGCAGAUGCAAGAUGUUGUUGCUAAUUCUGCUGCUGCUCCUGUAGCCGAAGAAAAAGUAACUCGUGAUUCUGACUCUGACAGCGACGUACCUAUGAGUUUGAGGUGGUCGAAAAGACGAGCUGCCUCCGGUCCGGUUACGAAGCAGGUCCGUGAAGAGGCCUCAAAAAGCCCCACUGCGAACCGCGACGUAGUCCUUUCCGUGCAGAACGCAGCCGUCUUCCCACCAAAGUUGCAAGAGUCUUCCCUAGGAGGUACUGUCAAAAAGACUCCCGAGAUCCAGGGCUGUAAGCCUCUGGCGGCACUCGUAGAUUACCUUAGUGCACAAGGCAUGCACGGCAACUCGAAGGCCAUCAAGAGCUUGAAGGACCUGGCGAAAGCUGUUAUGGAUCCUACACAAGCGAAAUUGAUGCCGCAGAGUAUGCCUGAGUUAUGCUCUCGUGUGGAUGUUCUUUUGCAAGUGCAACUGGAUAUUCUUGCGGAUAAGGCGAAAAGGAACAAGAGUUUCUCGCAACGGGAUCAUCAGGUUCUGUCUACCUUUAUGAACGACUGGAGUAGAGGUAGAUGGUUACAGGCGCUGGGUUUCACCCCGCAGGACAGCAUCCUUGGAUCUCCAGCGAUCGAGGCCUCUGAUUCUAGCUCAGCUACUUUGUCAGCUGGUCGUCCUGAUGAGAUACCUCUCCAAUCGCCGUCUCCAUCUAUCGCAUACAAGGUUGAUGAUGCACCAGUACCUAGCACAGCAAGCACGCUGGGUCCUCCUGCAUCACGACAGGAAUGCGUUGAGACGGAGGUCACUGUCAAAACUUCUCCCGCGCUUACGCCUGACAUCUCAGAGAGCUUGCUGGUCGAGCACUCUGCAGAGGAACUUGUAGAUUUUACGGAGAAACUUGGGCUCGUGCUUGAGUACUUCCGAAGUGAGCAUAUCACUCGGAAUUCGUUCCGCGGUCUUCGCGAUCUUGAACACUUGGCCAAUGGCAAGUUCACGACAUUAUCGGCAUUGAGUUCGAGAGUAGACGAAUUAUUGCAGAGUCAACUCGAGGUCCUCGACAAGGCCACCGCUGACGCUGUCGAGGCAGAUGCUGUCAAUGAGGCAGCUGAUCGUGGUGCCGCUGAAACUCUUGAUGAGACCGUCCCUCACUCUGACGCUGACGUCGUUAUGAACGACACAGAUGACAAGCUCAUUGACGAUAAUGAACGCUUUGCAGUUGUUGAAGACGUUGCGAUGGAGGAAGCUGAGCUGUCUGGCGAUGCGAAUCACGUCUUUCAAGUCCCCCAAAACGAUCCGCAAUCGACAAGAAUGAAGGGCGAAGUUGACAGGAAAGAAAACGAGCGCACAUUGCACUUUUGCCGCAAGGCCGGUCCCAUUGCUCGCCCGGGUGUUGCGGGAGACGAAAUCGAGAGCGGCGAAGGAGUGGAGAAUGGAAAGGGUAGUGACGACGAGGAAGGUGGAUCGGAUGACGGGGAGGCUACGGACUCGAGCGAGGAGGAGAGCGAAGAUGAAGGUCUCAAGGGCGGGGGCAAGAGACGGCGCAACAUCAACGACAAGCGUAUGCUGAAGAAGAAGGCUAGGCGCAAGGCGUCGCGAUUUGAAAAGCAGGAGCAGAAGAAGCGCUCGCUGAUGGAGUCCGAGGGGUUGCUCUUGGACGGGAUGGCCGGGGAGAAUAACGAGGAACCCGUUGAUGCCGCGCCUGAAGACAUGGUCGCGCCCGUGGAUUCGGCAGAAGUAACAGUAACAGUCGAACACGCCGAGUUUGCGCCGCAUGUUGAAAUGGCGUAUUAUGAACAGCAGGAAUCAAUGCGCCUCGUUCAAGAGGCCCUGGCAACGCCGCCGAACUUGUCGCUUAUACCGAAGCCGUCAUUGCGACGAAGGAGCCGUUUGAUGCCGCGUGGGUCGCUUGCUCAACUGGAAAGCCCGCUUUCCUUCCCUUUGCAAGAGCUUAUCUAUCAUCUAAUGACAUCGGGGCUCUCAAUGUUCGCAUUACGGACACUGCGUGACCUCAGGGCAGCGUAUGCUCCCAGGAAUGUUAUCAAGAGGCUCAUUGCUGCCGGUGAUGCAGAUUCUCUUGCAACCAUUGACGAGGCUACCUUCCAAGAAGCUAUGAUCGAGAUGGAUGAAGAUGCGGACGAGGAAGUCUUUGUGCCACCUGCUACUGUCGAGGACCUCGUCAGCGUUGUCGACUUGCUACUCAGAGGCGAGCUUGCCGAGGUUGUACAACGCGACCCUGUGUUGCUGGUGUCAAGUUUGGGUAAUGACGAGUACAAAGCCAACGAUUUGGAGUUGUUGAAGGCGUGGGAAUAUGAGAUGAGCCAAGGAAGAUGGAUUGGGCUCAUGCAACUUGAGGAAUUUGUUUGA